CAAUUGUCAAAACAUCAAACUUGGGAGAACUUUCUUCGCAAAUUUUUGUAUGUAUUUAUCAUAUUUUUAAAUUAUUUGACAACUUGACACUAUGGCAGCUAGCGCUGAUAAAGAUACUAAAGAUUUCCUUAAAGAACUCAAAAGCCAAGCUUCCCAAAGUGCUGCAAGCGCGUCUGCUGCGAGCUCUAACUCGUGGACAGACCCAAACGAUGGCACAACGUAUGAAUGGGAUAACGAAAAGCAAGGAUGGUUUCCGAAAGUKGAUGAAGACUUUCUUGCUGCUUAUCAAAUGAAUUAUGGCUUUAAUGAAGCUAAUAGUACAGAGAAGGAAACUUCAGAAUCAAAUGUUAGCACGGUGGACGACCGUCUUCCGCAACCAGUUGCAGGAGAGAAUACGGAGGGAGACCAGAGUGUUUCAAAAGAAGAGUCACUAGAAAAAGGCAAAAAGAGAAAAGCAAAAGAAGAGCCAGUUUGGUUUGAAAUGGAUCAGUCCAAGAACACCAAUGUGUAUGUGUCAGGUCUUCCUCUAGAUAUUUCAGAUGACGAAUUUACAGAAUUAAUGUUAAAGUAUGGAAUUAUAAUGGAGGAUCCUGACACAAGUAAGUCAGUCCAAAUUUUUGAAAUUGAAAGUGUUUCUCUAGCUAUUGAGCUUCUUGAUGAAACAGAGUACAAAGGCAGCACACUUCAUGUCGAGCAGGCAGAGUUUCACAUGAAAGGAGCUUUUAAUCCUGCAUUAAAGAAAAAGAAGAAGAAGAAAAAGAAAAAGCCUGGGAAGGGUCAAGAAAAGCUUCUUGAUUGGGUCGACAGGGAUAACAAACGACCUAAAAACGAGAGAGUUGUUGUCAUAAGAAAUAUGUUUGAUGCCAAAGAGUUUGAGAAAGAGCCUGGGAUGAUUCUUGACUUGAGAAAUGAUCUUAGAAAAGAGUGUGAGAAAUAYGGUGAAGUCAGGAAAGUUAUUGUAUUUGAUAGAAAUCAAGAAGGAAUCUGCUCAGUGGCUUUCAAGGAWCAUGAGUCUGCUGAUGCUUGUGAAACUGUUAUGAACGGUCGAUGGUUCGCCGGAAGAAAGCUACUGGCAUCCAAAUGGGACGGCGCCACAAACUUCAAUACACAGGAAAGUGAAAAAGAUUUAGCGGAUAGAAUGAAAAACUGGGAGAAAUAUUUGUAUGGUGAAGAAGAUGAGACGCCGAAAGCAAAUGCAGACUCGACGUCUGCAAAAAAGUAACGGUUAAACCCAUUGUAUUGCCAUUAAAACGUCAUCAUUCGUACCGCUCUCAGUGCAUGUAUUAAGUAAAUCCAUCCCUGAAAGGAGAGAGUGUAAAACUAUAAUCUACAGAAUAAACACUUUUUCAUGAA
Molecule: messenger RNA, 1353 nt
Organism: Exaiptasia diaphana
Lineage: Eukaryota; Metazoa; Cnidaria; Anthozoa; Actiniaria; Aiptasiidae
Product: HIV Tat-specific factor 1
Exons: 10
Coding region: 92-1222 (376 amino acids)
Cellular component (GO): U2-type spliceosomal complex; U2 snRNP
Molecular function (GO): RNA binding
Source: RefSeq, a predicted model, not a curated record